GUUUUAGUGCACCUAAACUAGCCGCUAAUAACAACACAUGUGAGGAUUGCAACCGUCAGCUGUGUUCAGCCAGUAAUCUAAAGCGACAUCGCGCCACAUGCAAAAUUGUGAUGCAAAAGCAGUAUUCAAAGAACGGAGGCAUAGCAUCACCAGUACCGAAGCCUGUACAGCAGCAACAGAAAUGGCAACCUGUAGAGAUAGCGGCCCGAGAGCGAAUGAUCAUCGAUCGCUCAUAUGCAGCUGCUUUAGCGGCAAGUCAAGAAGCUCGACAACAUAUGCCACAACAACAACCUCAAAUGAUUACUCGAACGGGUGCAGAUAAUGCGGGAUCGUUCGUAAUUGUUCAAGAUCAAGGUGUUGUAGGAGAGAGACCAUGGAUAACUGUUGGAGAGCACCUCCGUGCCCAGCACAUGCAGCAGAAAGUAUUGGAAGCCCAGAAUCUGCAACAACAGAACCUGUCUCAGCCUAUGAGUUCCAGUUCUACAGGACAAGCAUCGGACAGCAUGACCCCACCAGAUUCUGCCAAAGUUUUACUUAACAACAAUAAUGAAAUGCUACCGGAAGAGCAUAAAGCUGAAGAAGCUGAGCGUUUAGACGAAGAAAAUGAUUUAAACAGUCAAGACCCAGUGAAUCAGUACUCAUCCGAGACGAAACCAUCCUUAGCGUCUUACAAAUGCAAUGUAAUAACACGUUUACCAAUUUCUCAGCCUGCUCCUGUUAUGCGUUGUUCGUCUACAGUUGAACAGAAACCGAUCUAUGAGUAG
Messenger RNA from Strongylus vulgaris, 764 nucleotides. Lineage: Eukaryota; Metazoa; Nematoda; Chromadorea; Rhabditida; Strongylidae. The record is from the annotation of a GenBank genome assembly.